AUGGGCCUCGUCAAGGAGAUCCUGGGCGACGUCUUCCGCCUGGUCAGGCACGCCCUGUGCGAGGUCGCCGUCUUCCUGCGGGGCCUCUUUGGCGGCGUCUCGGGCUUCCUCUGCCACCUUCUGCUCGACAUCGAGCAGCUGCUCUGCUCGAUCCUCGGCGGCCCGCACCACUGCCUCGGCGCCGUCGACAAGAUUGGCUGCGCCAUCGGCAAGGUGUUUCCGGCCAUCGAGCAGAGCGCGUUGUGCCUCUUCGGCCACAUCCAGCGCAAGGGCGUGGACAGCAAGGGCGCGCUCAAGCUUUGCCUGCACGAGGUCUCUGGCAACUUCCUCUGCAAUCUCUUCACCGAGCUCAAGGGCUUCCUUGAGAUGGUUGCCAAGGCCGUCGGCUGCACACUGUCCGACGUCUUCGCGGCGGUCCGGAUGAUCCUGAAUGGCGUCGCGUGCGAGACAAGCAAGAUUGUGAGCUACAUCCUCGCCAACGUGGGCUGCCUGUUGGAUGGGAUCAAGAAAGCCAUCGGCUGCCUCCUCAAGAAGGUGCUGCCGGCGGGGCUCUUCUGCGGCAUCGAGAAGCUCCUCUCCACCAUCCUUUGCAGCGUCGCCAACCUGGUCGACCUGCGCAAGCUCUUCCGCGGGAUCUGGGGCCUCGUCAGCGAGGUGCUCUGCUUCACCAAGUUCCUGCUCGCGGGCGUCGGCUGCCUCGUCCGGGAGAUUCUCACCGAGAGCGGCGAGCUCGUCAACGGCGUCCUCUGCAAGACGGGCAAGGUUGUGCACAACACGCUCGAGCUCGUCAAGGAGGUGGUGGGCGACGCGCUGUGCUACGUGCACGGCCUGCUGCAAAAGGUCGGCUGUUUCGUGGAGGAGCUGCUGGGCAGCAUCGACACCUUCCUCUGCUGGCUCUUCACCGAGGUGUCCAAGCUGGUGGGCGCCAUCCUGCACGGCGUUUCGUGGAUCCUCGGGCAGGUCAACAAGAUCUUCCCUGCGAUCUGUGCGCUGCUGCCGGGCAUCGACUGCAUCGUCAGCGACAUCCUCUCGGGCGUCGCCUGCGUCGUCCAGGACGAGCUCGAUCAGGUCAAGCUGCUUCUGGAGUCGAUCGGCUGCGCCGUGGCGAAGAUUCUGAAGCCGAUCCGGUGCUUCCUCGAGAUGAUCGCCAAGGAGGUGGGCUGCACGGUGAAGGAGGUCUUCUGCGCCGUCAAGGCGCUGCUGUGCGGCGUCGGCGGUCUGGUCGGCAAGACGCUCAGGAUUGUGCAGUGCAUCCUCGCCAACGUCGGCCGGCUCGUUCAGGACGUGCUCGCGGGCGUCGUCUGCUUCCUGCAGAAACUCAACCUGCCGUCGAUCGGCGAGAAGAUCGCGGCGCUCGUCGGCACCAUCGUCUGCGAGGUGAGGGACCUGGUGGACCUGCGCGGACUCUUCUGCAAGAUCGCGGCGCUGCUGCACGGCAUCUUCGACUUCACCUGCUGCCUGCUCAAGAAUGUCGAGUGGCUAGUCUGCACCAUCCUCGGCGACGUCACGGCUCUCGUCCGCGACGUGCUCGGAUCGGUGCUGCACGAGCUGUGCGUGAUCCUGGAGGACGUGGCCGUGUUUGUGUACUGCACGCUCGGCGGCGUCAACUGCCUCGUGUCGGCCAUCUUCCACGACGUCAUCUGCCUGCUCAAGGGGAUCCUUUGCCCGAAGCACGACUGCUGCCCCGGGACGGCCAAGAGAAUGGGCUUCUGCUUCGUGUUGACCUGCUCAACGGGCUCAACAUGGCCUUCGAGCCCUGGCUGGGAUACAUCAAGUGCGGUCCGGGCUACGGCCUGCUCGCGGUCCAGGUCAAGCCCUUUGGCGUGCCGCUGA
Molecule: messenger RNA, 1833 nt
Organism: Emiliania huxleyi CCMP1516
Lineage: Eukaryota; Haptophyta; Isochrysidales; Noelaerhabdaceae
Exons: 1
Coding region: 1-1833 (610 amino acids)
Source: RefSeq, a predicted model, not a curated record